This is a messenger RNA of Hevea brasiliensis (rubber tree), 669 nucleotides long. Its product is annotated as YTH domain-containing protein ECT4-like. NCBI's taxonomy places the organism in Eukaryota, Viridiplantae, Streptophyta, Magnoliopsida, Malpighiales, Euphorbiaceae. Gene Ontology annotation, molecular function: mRNA binding. Gene Ontology annotation, cellular component: cytoplasm. Gene Ontology annotation, biological process: mRNA destabilization. The transcript is spliced from 2 exons. Bases 1 to 669 code for a protein of 222 amino acids. The record is from RefSeq and is a predicted model, not a curated record.
AUGCCUUGCUAUUCAUGGGAUUCAGCAUAUUUUAGUGAUGUCUCAAAUGGCAAUACUGGUUCUCAAAAUGGAAAAUAUGGAUCAGCUUCUACUUUUGCCAAGUCCAGUGGUUUUAACUCUAUGAAGUCUAAUGACAAUACUGCUGGCAAAUCCUCUAAGUCUACAAAUACACAAGCAAUCAGACCUUUAAACAAGGUGUCUGCAUUGGGUUCUGAUUUCUCAGCACGUCUCUCGAAAGGAUACCAUCCUGUAGGAAAUUUGCCUCCUUUUUCUAUCCAAAAACAUGGUCCAUUCCCGCAUAAUUGUCCUAUGAACUAUAGACAGAACGGAAGGAUAUGGAAUGGAAAUGAUAGAAAUAAAUCUGGAGACAGAUUCUAUAAAAACAGUGAUUUUGAAACCUCAAAUGAACUAACUUCUGGUCCUAGGGGCUCUAACAAAUUUCCUUCUCUGGAGACUGCUGUCAAGGAAGACUUGGGAAUCACUGUACAAAGAGAUCAGUAUAACAAACCAGAUUUUGAAACUAAGUACGCAGAUGCUAAGUUCUAUGUUAUCAAAUCUUACAAUGAAGAUGACAUUCAUAAGAGCAUUAAAUAUGAUGUAUGGGCAAGCACUCCAAAUGGCAAUAAGAAGUUAGAUGCAGCAUUCGGUGAAGCAGAACAGAGAUCUUGA